Sycon ciliatum is the source of this 2845-nucleotide messenger RNA. RefSeq lists its product as uncharacterized. Gene Ontology annotation, molecular function: protein binding; DNA binding. The record is from RefSeq and is a predicted model, not a curated record. The transcript is spliced from 7 exons. The coding region runs from base 407 to 2185 and encodes 592 amino acids. NCBI's taxonomy places the organism in Eukaryota, Metazoa, Porifera, Calcarea, Leucosolenida, Sycettidae.
ACGCGGAAUCUGUAUGAACUCUACGAUGUACGCAUAACCCCGACUGGCUUCGCGACCCCUCAUAGAGUCGUACUGCAGUGUGUGUAUGCAGCCCGUGAUCGGCGGUGUCGCACGCAGUACAACACUCUACACUUGCACCACAGCACUGCAAAGGACGCGCAUGCUGCAGACAGAUUCCUGCGCUGAACUUUUUUUGGCCGUGGACGCCGCACCCCGUCGGGAUCUGCAAUUAUUAUUUCGCAUAUCAUAGUGCUGUAGCCUACUGUUGUGUUAGCUUCGUCCAUUGCAUGCUGUUGCCGUCCUGGAACCUUGCCUAGCUGUCGUACUGUCCCUGGUCGCAUUGGCUUCUGUUUGACGACGGUUGAACUUUGAAUCGAGGGGCUAUUCUCAAGUGUUGUAACUCGGCAUGGCAGGUGAACGGGAUUUGAGACCAAAAGAGCCAGUUGCGUACUAUCCUGAUCCUGUUCUGUCAAGUUUGAUCAACGAAGCUAAGCACGUGUCGACGAUGACCGCCCCUGAGCCGCACCACGGCAAGCGUAGUCACCACCACCAGCAGCAGCAGCAGCAGAGUAGUAGUAAUGGCACGUCGACAGGACCCACUGAGCACACGUCCGAGCGACGCAACAGCGGCAGCAGCAGCAGCGGCAGUGGCGGCGGUGCCUCGACUGCCGCCAACGGCCGUGGUGUGCGUGCGGCGGACAAGCAGAGCAGCGGCGGUGGUCUGCUGUCGCCCGAUGGACAGCGACGCAACGAGCCGGUCGUGCGCUUCAAGCGCAAGUACGCCGGCCAGCAUCUGGAGGUGACGUGCAACGGGCAGCGCGCCAUUCUGGACGUGGACAACCUGCCCGAUGCCGUGGGUUCCAUGACGCACGCCAAGCGCCAGUGCGUCGAGUACAACGGGCGCAUGAUGACGCCCACCGAGUUCGAGACGGCCACGGGCUACGGCUCGCGCAAGAACUGGCGCAGCAGCGUGCGCAUGGGCAACCAGUCCAUGAAGCAGAUACUGGACUCGCUGUGCAACGAAGAGUUCUCCUUCAAUGUAGACUCCGAGCAGCGGAAAUCGGCGUUCAGCCCGGCGUCCACCUCCACUCAGAGCCAGAAGCACCAGCGCUCCUCCUCGGUCAGCACGGCUAGCAGCGUCAAGUCCCCCGUCGCUCAUAGCAACGGUGUAACUCAGUCGUCGGCGCCGAGCACCCCCGCCCAAUCAACGCUGGCCACCGUGCUCACCUCGUUCUCAAACGAUCACCUGCAGAGACGAGUUCAGACCAUAGCCGUGCCCAGCAACGAGAACCCCAGCGCCAGCAUGUCCGUUUCACCGACGGUGGCGGCGACACGAGGUGGUUCGCCGCACGCCUACGCCCCGUUGCCAAACUCCUCGGCCCUGCCGUCAUCACGACAAUCGUCCCCGCCCUCGUCCCGCGCUCCGCAGCAGCAGCAGCGAUCGCGCGAGGGGAGCAACGGGACGGCGCCGGGCAAGCCGGCCGGCCGCGCCAACGGCUCUCUAUCGCCAGGGCAACACGACCGGCAUCACGGUCACGGUAGCAAACGCUCGCGCUUCUCGAAGACGGGCGCGGCCGAGAACGGCCUUCCGGACCUGAUUCCGGCUCGUUCGGCUCAGCGCACGCCGUCUAAUGAUUACUUCUCUCCCCAGGAGUCUGCUGCUGCUAGUUCGGACAAGUCGUCGCGCUGGCCAGGUGUUGACCUGAAGAGGUCACCGCCGAUCAGACUCCAGUAUAGCACAGAUGCGCGUGAGGACGGCAUGUCCAUCACAGUGUCUGCAGAGCCGGAGGACGCGGAUAGCAAUGCACAGCUCUACAUCAUGGAGCCCGGUCCAAGCCACCAGAUCGUCACACCAGUUCAUAUGCACUCUCCCCCGGAAACGUUGUCGUCGUCAUCGUCGCCAUCACUACACGAGGACAUGAUCGUGGGCCGUAAGUUCCCCGCCGGCCACCCGCACACGUGGACCUGUCACCAGGUGGCUCUCUACCUGCGCUCCUGCAACAUGGCCGCCGCAGCACGAGCCUGCGAAGCCGAUGAGAUCAACGGGCGUGCUCUCCUUCACCUGCGUGAGGAGCACAUGCUAAACCGCUUCCGCAUAAAGCUGGGUACGGCGCUGAAUCUCGUCGAGCUGAUCAAGCAGAUCAAUCUCCAUUUCUUUCCGGCAGCGAGCAAGAACGGCUGCUAACGAUAGCUGUCCUUUGUGUAAAUGUCUAGUUAGCUAGUCUGGUCAAUAGCAAGACCGGUGUGUGUGUGUGUGUGUGUGUGUGUGUGUGUGUGUGUGUGUGUGUGUGUGUAGGCGUUAUUUGUAGCCGUUGUAUUCCGCAGUAUUCUAUCGUCGUGUCGUCUCUGUCCGUCUUGUUGACGUAAUGUGAUAAAAGAGCUGACGUCCCGCACAAGCAUACCACUGUACUGUAGUAUGGCAGUCAUGUGUUGCUUGUCCAGCUCUGCAUUAGUAGUGUCUGUCCGAUCAAGUACAUGUAGAUGUUGUUGUUCUAGCUCAACUAUGUCGUAGGCCGUAUGAAGACGAAUACCUAUAUUCUAUAGCGUUAUAUACUGUAUUCGUUCUCUGUCUUGUUCCAUACUUCGUACGUGUUGUGCCUUGUUUUCCGCGUUCGCUGAACCAGCUUGCCUGUUGCGGCGGAGUUUUCCUAUCUAUAUUUUCUUGUCUCACUCAUGAAUGUCUCCCCGCCUGUAUCACACUUUAUUUUACCGGCUUGGGUGCUCCGAUAUGUGACAGCAUCCUAUUAUUUUUAUACUGCACUUGCAUCAUGCAUUCCGUUUGUCACAUUGCAUUUUCUGCUUCAAUCACCCGAGGAAUAACAAUGCAACAUUCCGUUGUCCUCUC